Molecule: messenger RNA, 2773 nt
Organism: Callorhinus ursinus (northern fur seal)
Lineage: Eukaryota; Metazoa; Chordata; Mammalia; Carnivora; Otariidae
Source: RefSeq, a predicted model, not a curated record
CUCCUCCCCGCCCUGCGCCCGCCGCCCGCGGGUCGGCGCCCGCAGCUCGGAGCGGCGCCGGAGUAGGAGCUGGAGCCGCCGCCGGAAACCGGCCGGAGUCGGGCCCGGGGGUGAAGCUUGAUCCCGGCGGCGCCCGGAGCGGGUCCCGAGCCCCGCGCGGCUCAUGGCGGGGCCGCGGGGCGCGCUGCUGGCCUGGUGCCGCCGCCAAUGCGAGGGCUACCGCGGCGUGGACAUCCGCGACCUGAGCAGCUCCUUCCGGGACGGCCUGGCCUUCUGCGCCAUCCUGCACCGGCACCGGCCCGACCUGCUAGAUUUUGAUUCGCUUUCCAAGGACAAUGUCUUCGAGAAUAACCGUUUGGCCUUUGAAGUGGCUGAGAAGGAGCUGGGGAUCCCCGCUCUCCUGGACCCCAAUGACAUGGUCUCCAUGAGUGUCCCUGACUGCCUCAGCAUCAUGACCUACGUGUCCCAGUAUUACAACCACUUCGCCAGCCCUGGCCAAGCUGGUGUCUCAUCACCUAGAAAGGCCCAGGCACCCUCCUCCCCGCCAUCCGAAGCACCUACUCUGGCAGAACCAGAAGACAGGGCUCAGGGCGAGGAACUGUUGUCGGGCAGCCUGUCGGAGCAGGGCGCCCGGCAGACCCCCAGCAGCACGUGUGCCGCCUGCCAGCAGCACGUGCACCUGGUCCAGCGCUACCUGGCCGAGGGCAAGCUGUACCACCGCCACUGCUUCCGGUGUCGGCAGUGCUCCAGCACCCUGCUCCCCGGAGCUUACAGAAGUGGGCCUGAGGAAGGCACCUUUGUGUGCGCGGAGCACUGUGCCAGGCUGGGCCCGGGGGGGCGGUCGGGGGCCAAGGCCGGGCCCCAUCUGCAGCCAAAGCAGCAGGAACUUGCAGAAGAAGUCAGGGAUGUGGACGGAGGCGGCACGGGUGCUAGUGCGCCCGCAGAGGCUGAGGUGGCUGUCCCCAAGGCCAGCCCCGAGGCCCGGCCCCAGAUCCCCACCAAGCCCCGGCUUCCAAGCAAACCACAGGAACUGGGCAGCUUCCCGGCCGGCCGCCCCACGCCUGCCCCGAGGAAGGCCCCCGAGAGCCCAGCCCUGACACCCCCCACGCCCCGGCCCCGGUCCAGUCUGCAGCACGAGAAUUUGGCCGAGCAGGGUGGCAACAGUGGCCUAGUAAAUGGAAGGCUGCACGAACCCCCUGUCCCCAAGCCGAGAGGGACGCCCAAGCUGUCAGAGAGGACACCAGCCCCCAGGAAAGACCCCCCAUGGAUCACACUGGUGCAGGCAGAGCCAAAGAAGAAGCCAGCCCCCCUCCCCCCGAGCAGCAGCCCCGGCCCUCCGAGCCGGGACGGCAGGCAGGUGGAGAAUGGAGGCGUGGAGGAGGCGGCCCAGCAGAGCCAGGUGACAGGUGGCCCGGAGCCCAAGCCCUACAACCCCUUUGAGGAGGAGGAGGAGGAGGACCCGCCAGCUGCACCCAGCCUGGCCGCUGGCCCUGCCCUGGCCCACUCGGCUGAGUCCACACCCAAGUCCCUGCACCCCUGGUAUGGCAUCACCCCCACCAACAGCCCCAAGACAAAGAAGCGCCCUGCCCCCCGCGCGCCCAGUGCGUCCCCACUUGCUCUGCACACUGCCCGCCUGUCACACUCAGAGCCGCCCUCGGCAGCCCCGUCGCCAGCCCUCAGUGUGGAGAGCCUGUCCUCCGAGAGCUCCAGCCGGACCCCCUCUGGGGAGCUUCUGGAACCCCCAGUUGUGCCCAAGAGCUCCUCAGAGCCUGCAGUCCAUGCCCCUGGCACCCCUGGGACCUCUGCCAGCCUCUCUGCCGGCUCCUCCUCCCUGUCCUCCUCUGGGGAACUGGUGCAGCCCAGCGCAGACCAGACACCUCAGGCCAGCCCUGGCCUUGCCCCCGGUACUAGGGGCAGCCCGGCUCCCCAGCCAGCCAAGCCCUGCAGUGGCGCUGCCCCCACCCCUCUCUUACUGGUUGGAGACAAGAGCCCCGUGCCUUGCCCUGGAACCUCGUCCCCGCAGCUCCAAGUAAAGUCUUCUUGCAAGGAGAACCCUUUUAACCGGAAGGCGUCACCCACAGCAUCCCCAACCACAAAGAAGACCACCAAGGGAUCCAAGCCAGCCAGACCACCUGCCCCAGGACACGGCUUCCCCCUCAUCAAGCGCAAGGUCCAGGCCGACCAGUACAUCCCCGAGGAGGACAUCCAUGGAGAGAUGGACAUGAUCGAGCGUCAGCUGGAUGCCCUGGAACACCGUGGGGUCCUGCUGGAGGAGAAGCUGCGUGGCGGCGUGACCGAGGGCCGUGAGGACGACAUGCUGGUGGACUGGUUCAAGCUCAUCCACGAGAAGCAUCUGCUGGUGCGGCGGGAGUCAGAGCUCAUCUAUGUUUUCAAGCAGCAGAACCUGGAGCAGCGCCAGGCGGAUGUAGAGUAUGAGCUCCGGUGUCUUCUCAACAAGCCAGAAAAGGACUGGACAGAGGAGGACCGGGGCCGAGAGAAGGUGCUGAUGCGGGAGCUCAUGGCCCUCAUCGAGCAGCGCAACGCCAUCGUCAACUGCCUAGAUGAGGACCGGCAGAGGGAGGAGGAGGAAGACAAGAUGUUGGAAGCCAUGAUCAGGAGGAAAGAGUUCCAGAAGGAGGCUGAACCCGAGGGCAAGAAGAAGGGGAAGUUCAAGACCAUGAAGGUGCUGAAGCUGCUAGGAAACAAGCGGGAUACCAAGAGCAAGUCCCCAGGGGACAAGAGCUAACAGCAAGGGCAACCAGCUGGGACUUCC